Oryzias melastigma (Indian medaka) is the source of this 2058-nucleotide messenger RNA. RefSeq names its product C-type lectin domain family 12 member B. NCBI's taxonomy places the organism in Eukaryota, Metazoa, Chordata, Actinopteri, Beloniformes, Adrianichthyidae. The transcript is spliced from 7 exons. The coding region runs from base 784 to 1647 and encodes 287 amino acids. The record is from RefSeq and is a predicted model, not a curated record.
GAGAGCGGGGAGACACAUUCUGGCGGGGGGGGGGACUUACCAUCACAGCGGGACGGGUCCUGGGAACCCUGUUGCCCCGAGAGGGAUACAGCGGGUGAAGAAAAUGAAUGGAUGGAAUUUCAGGAGCAGAACAGUUGGACCAAUCCACCGUAUUGGAUGUGUUUACCAUCCGUGGAUUGAGUCACUGGAAACAUUACAUGCCCAAAGUUUGAGUCCCUGAUUGGUUGACGCGAUGCAGCAGUCUCACCAAAGUUCAAAUAUUUGAGUUCCUCUGGUGCUGGACCGCUGCGCCGCUCGCUUAUAUCAUGCUGCAGUACCUCAUUUCACGUUUGUACCAUUGACUUUUGUGUAAGGUGUGAAUGCAGCCUUAGAUAUAGCCUAUAUAGAAAGAUUGAUCAUUUUAGUAGUUGGAAAUUUAAAUCAAUGUAAACUGCUUUUGUAUGACAGUACUACAUUUUAUUUUUUCAUGGGUUUUCAUAAGAAUUGUGACAGAAUAUUUUCCUAUUCAUUCAACUCAACUGUGCAAUAUAGGAAAUUCACAUGGGCCGACUGACCCAGAGCUCUGAUGUGCAAUCUAGUACUCAACACUAGUACUACCACAUUGUCCCAUAAGCAAUGUUCUUCCCUCAAACACAGACUUGAGUAAUAAUAAACAGACAUCGUGAAAGAAUCUGUGUCACUGCUGGGGUCUAAAAACUGCUUCAGAGAAGAGGAAGGCGUCUGUCGUGCAGAGCUCUGGCAGGUUUUGUAAACUCCUUCUCUCGUUUUGAGCUUAAUUUGAAGAUGGAGGAAGAACUUCAUUAUGCCUCAGUGAUUUUCAGAAACAAAAAUCCUCCUCAGAAAGAAACCAGAGUCACUACGUUUUAUUCGGAGUUGAAAUGUGGCCAAAAAAAGUCUGAAGAAGCUUCACAGACUCCAGCAGGAAGUGAAGUGGAACCCCAAACCGCCCAACGUUCCCCCUCCUGUGUGCUGUGGUUGAGUUUGGGGAUCUUCUCGGUGCUCCUGAUCGCGAGCGUCGUCACCAUCAUCCUCAUCAUUCUGCGGAUGAACAAGAGCCAGGCAGAUCUGAUGGAUCUCUCAGCUUUAAACGAUCAGCUUCUCCUGCAGAUCAAACUCCUGAGGAACCAAACAGAAGAACUGAGCUCAGAGAGAGAUGAACUCAACCGAACGCUGGGCGUCAUCAUGAGAUUUGAAAGCUUCCCUGUGGAAGGCUUUUGUCCUGAGAAAAAGUGUCAGCCAUGCCAGAGAGGCUGGAUUCACUUCCAGCAAAAGUGCUACAUGUUUUAUCAGGAGGAUUAUGGGUGGAAAAACUGGGCAGAUAGCCGAAAGUUUUGUCAAAAAGUGGGUUCAGAUCUGGUUGUUGUGGAUAACCUGCAGGAACAGGAGUUUAUAAGGAAAAACUGCAAGUUUUACUUUGAUGAAUAUCACGGAUACUGGUUGGGUCUUCAUAAAAAUGGCAACAGCUGGCAGUGGAUCGAUGGACGGAAUGACACUGACACUCUCGGCUCCUGGGCACCAGGUUUCCAGGAUCCUUCUCUUCGGCACGCUCUGAUGAUCCCUGAUGACGGAGGACGCUGGAGGCCAGCGAGAGCUCAGUUUUUGAACAGAUUUAUCUGUGAAGGGGAGGUCCUGAUCAAGUCCAGCUAGUUCACUCGGGUUUGAGUUUAUCAUGUGAGUCAAUUCUGUCUUUGUCACAUUUUUUUUGUUCAUUUUUUGGGAAUUCAAUGUAACCUUUUUGGGUUUUUUUUCUGUAUUUUUGUAUUGUGAAAAGGCAAUUCUAAUGUAUUGUAGAAAUGUUUUAAUUAAACUUCUUGUUUGUAACAUGUUUGUGUCUAUUUCAAAUUCUGUGAAGAUUUUUUUAUUUGGUUUGAUGUUUUCUUUGUCAUGGUUUGUACUUUUGUCUUCAGCUAAAUACGUUUUUUACAUAAAUUUGGUAUUACAAGAAUAAUAAAUUCUUUAAAAAUAAACAGAUCUGCGUUUUGUAACCACCUCUUCCUCCAGAGAUUUAGAGAAGCUAAUGAAGAUAGAGGAAAGACAACCAAACUACAUAUAACUAAC